AGCAGGAGAUAAGAGUAAAGAUCCGUGUGUUUGAUACUGGAACCGGAGAAAUAUUUCACACACAGCCCAUUGUCUUAUAACGAAACUGUCGGGAAUGGUAUGGAGGAAAUCUCGAGAUGGAGCGCGUAUCAGCUUCUGUAAAAGCAGAUCUGUGUGCCCUGCAAUGAAAAGUGGAAGUGGAGGUGGUCCAUACUUGGCUGAGGUGUAUCUGGAUUUGAUAACCAUCGGAGUCAAAGGUGCAGUGAGUGAUGUCUGUUUGACAGGGUCAGGACAGCAGGACUGAACAGACACUACAGUGUGCAUUUGUGUUGUGCAAAGGGCACUGUCUUGCCCAGACCAUGUGGCUGGCUACAUUUAGAGACCAUCUGUUGCCUGCACACCUGCUACAUCAGCAAGGGACUGUAACCAUCACCCACUGUGCUCUUCUUUGGUGGAUAUUAUGUUCCUGCUGGUCAUUCACCAAGGCAACGAGCCAGAAAUUCUACCCGACAGUCACCACCCAGUUUGGGAAACUUCGAGGCCUCAGGGUUCCUGUGCCCAGCGAGGUGCUGAGGCCCGUUGAUCAGUAUCUAGGUGUCCCCUAUGCCGCCCCACCAGUGGGUGAGAAGCGUUUCAUGCCCCCAGACCAGCCCUCCUCUUGGUCAGGUAUCAAGAAUGCUACCCACUUCAUGCCUGUGUGCCCUCAGAACAUCCACAACACCGUGCCAGAGAUCAUGAUGCCCAUAUGGUUCACCUAUAACCUGGAUACUGUAGCCACAUACAUUCAGGAUCAGAGUGAGGACUGUUUAUAUCUAAACAUCUACGCUCCAACAGAGGAUGGGAGCCAACACAAGAAAAAGGGGGCGGCUUUCUCACAUGCUGAGACUCAUAUAUCUGAAGAUAUAAGGGACUCUGAAGCCCGACCUGUGAUGGUCUACAUCCAUGGAGGCUCCUAUAUGGAGGGCACUGGGAACAUGAUGGACGGCAGCGUGCUGGCCAGUUAUGGGAAUGUUGUUGUGGUCACGCUCAACUACAGAAUUGGAAUAUUAGGCUUCCUCAGUACCGGUGACCAAGCAGCAAAAGGAAACUAUGGACUCCUGGACCAGAUUCAAGCUCUUCGUUGGAUCAGUAAGAACAUCGGUUACUUUGGAGGAGACCCGGGCCGCAUCACAGUCUUUGGAUCUGGGAUCGGUGCAUCCUGUGUCAGUCUGCUAACAUUGUCCCACCACUCAGAGGGUUUAUUCCACAGAGCCAUCAUCCAGAGCGGUUCAGCUCUGUCCAGCUGGGCUGUCAACUACCAGCCAGUCAAGUACACUCGAAUGCUGGCCGAAAGGGUUGGCUGCAACGUGCUGGAUACCGUGGACAUGGUCUCCUGCCUGCAGAAGAAGAGUGCUAAGGAGCUGGUGGAGCAAGACAUCCAGGCUGCGCGAUACCGCGUGGCUUUUGGCCCUGUCAUUGACGGUGACGUCAUCCCAGAUGACCCCGAGAUCCUGAUGGAGCAGGGCGAGUUCCUUAACUAUGACAUAAUGCUGGGGGUUAACCAAGGAGAGGGAUUGCGCUUUGUGGAGAAUGUGAUGGACCUGGAGGACGGUGUGUCUGGCAGCGACUUUGACUUUGCUGUGUCAGACUUUGUGGACAGUUUGUACGGUUACCCAGAAGGGAAGGACACACUGAGGGAGACAAUUAAAUUCAUGUACACAGACUGGGCUGACAAGGACAACCCAGAAACAAGGAGGAAGACCCUGGUGGCUCUAUUCACCGACCACCAAUGGGUGGAGCCCUCAGUGGUGACGGCUGACCUACAUGCCCGCUACGGCUCUCCCACGUACUUCUACGCCUUCUACCACCACUGCCAGAGCCUCAUGAAGCCUGUGUGGUCAGACUCAGCGCACGGAGAUGAGGUGCCUUAUGUGUUUGGCAUCCCCAUGGUGGGCCCAACGGAUCUUUUCCCCUGUAACUUCUCUAGGAAUGACAUCAUGCUCAGCGCUGUGGUUAUGACUUAUUGGACCAACUUUGCCAAAAGUGGGGAUCCUAACAAGCCAGUGCCACAGGACACCAAGUUCAUCCACACCAAGGCCAACCGCUUUGAGGAGGUGGCCUGGUCUAAGUACGACCCCUAUGACCAGCUGUACUUGCACAUUGGCCUAAAGCCUCGUAUCCGCGAUCACUACCGCGCCACCAAGGUGGCCUUCUGGAAACACCUGGUACCCCAUCUCUACAACCUCCACGACAUGUUCCAUUACUCCUCUACCACCACCAAGGUCACCCCGCUGGAUCCCACCCAGUCCAAUGGCAAAAAGUCUGGCAGCACAGGGCGUCCUCCUGUAUCCACUGCUCACAGUGACGGGGAAGGGGGGAGGGAGAUGGGUCCUCUAAUCAUGCCGAACCCGAGAGAUUACUCCACAGAGCUCAGCGUCACUAUUGCUGUAGGGGCAUCAUUGCUCUUUCUCAACGUCCUGGCCUUCGCUGCUCUGUACUACCGAAAGGACAAGCGCAGUCGGCAGGACACGUCGCAGCAGCCCAGUCCCCAGCGAGACAGCAAAGGCAACAACGUGAGCCACACCACCACUGUAGACGAGACCCUGUCAUCCCAGCAAAGGAACCAGUGUGAGGCCCUUCACAAUCCUCUUCACGUCUCACCCAGCUUAGACUACUCACUUACCCAGCGCCGCUCUCCUGAUGACAUCCCUCUGAUGACCCCCAACAACAUCACCAUGAUCCCCAACUCCCUGAUGGGCCUCUCCAACAUGAGUCCGUACAGCACCUUCCCGGCUGGUUACAGCUCUGCAGGCCUGCCCAGCACCCACUCUACCACACGGGUAUAACCUGGCAGGAGAUGGAAAUUAGAAAUGUGACGUACGUAAAACAUGGAAAUGUAAAGCUGUAUUUAGGAUGUGUAGGUAAAAUAGGAUUGAUUAUGUUUGUUCUGUCUUUUCCAAAGGUGUACAACCGCCAACAUCCUGCCUUUGCUCUCUCAUAAUAGGAAGUCUAACUGCAGAGUCAUUUUAUAAUACUCAUUUUAAAAGGCAGUUAAAAAGAAAAAAGUGCAUUUCAUUUUCCACUUUGGCUUUUUUGGAACUUUACCUAGCAAGAACUUAAUAUAAUGUUUAUACAGUUGGAUUUGUAUGGAAAGCUUUUUCUUACUCUGUGAUAUCUAUUUUGAUCUCGAGGAACGAAGUGACAUUACAACUCGUGGUGGACAGAGAUGAGAUCUGGGAAAAGCCGAAAGCAGUAUUAUUAUUACUAUUAUCGAGCUAUUUUAUACAUAUUUCUCAUGGUACAUUGCUUAUUAUGAAAAUGUAUUUUUACUGCAAUUACUUUAAAAUGCCUUGUAACUCGCUCACAUAAGAAAUUACUGUGGAAUCAUAUCAACAGUGGAUUGAAAUGUUACUGGUCACACGUGGUAAAAAUGUCCAACAUAUUUCUACCUGGUAGUGCAAAAUAUAGCACCCCUGUGUGUGUGUGUGUGUGUGUGUGUAUGUGUGUGUGUG
Messenger RNA from Seriola dumerili (greater amberjack), 3470 nucleotides. RefSeq names its product neuroligin-3-like. The record is from RefSeq and is a predicted model, not a curated record. Gene Ontology annotation, molecular function: signaling receptor activity; neurexin family protein binding. Gene Ontology annotation, cellular component: postsynaptic specialization membrane; cell surface; synapse. The transcript has 7 exons. Bases 339 to 2804 code for a protein of 821 amino acids. Gene Ontology annotation, biological process: modulation of chemical synaptic transmission; postsynaptic membrane assembly; chemical synaptic transmission. Lineage: Eukaryota; Metazoa; Chordata; Actinopteri; Carangiformes; Carangidae.